AUGAAAGAACUUGACCAAUUAAUCAAGCGCAGUUGCUGGACACCGAUCAGUAUUGAGAAACUAAAACCGACCGAAAGAAAGAAGGCCGUAGAUGCAAUGAUGCUACUUGCCGAAAAGAAUGAUGGCGUGACAAUCAAAGGGCGCUGUGUAUUCAAAGGUAACGAGACCCGUGAUUGGUUGUCUUGUGAAGACACUGCAAGUCCCACAGCUUCGCAUGAAGCUAUUAUCUGCACGGGUGUCAUUGAUGCCCACGAAAGUAGAAACUUCAUGUCAAUGGAUAUACCUAACGCGUUUAUCCAAACAUUGAUGCCCGAGCAGGAAGAAGGAGAAGAUCAAGUAAUAAUGAAAAUUACUGGGCUGCUGGUCGACUACAUGAUUGACCUAGAUCCGACGUAUCGGGAUUUUGUAGUAAUCGAAAAUGGACGUCGAGUGAUCUAUGUUGUGAUCCUCCAUGCUAUUUAUGGGAUGGUACAGGCUUCGUUGCUAUGGUACCAAAAUCUGAGGGCAUCACUGGAAGAAUAUGGAUUCGUGUUUAAUGUAUACGAUCCGUGCAUUGCGAAUAUGAUGGUCAACGGAAAGCAAUUGACUAUCAGGUUUCAUGUUGAUGAUGUGCUAGCGAGCCACAUGGAACAAAGAGUUCUUGAAGAUUUCUUUACAUGGAUAAAUGAGAGAUACGGAGGACUAAAGGAAGUGACUUGCACACGUGGACAAGUUCACACCUAUCUGGGAAUGACAUUGGAUUAUUCAAAGAAAGGCACGCUGAAGAUUUGA
Cylindrotheca closterium is the source of this 771-nucleotide messenger RNA. The record is from the annotation of a GenBank genome assembly. NCBI's taxonomy places the organism in Eukaryota, Bacillariophyta, Bacillariophyceae, Bacillariales, Bacillariaceae.